UUAUUUCAUGCUUACAACACAGACUGCAUUUAUAAAUACAACUCAAGCUUCCAUUACUGUCAUAACUCUAUUUUCCGAGCUUAAGAAAGGAACAGAAGAAGAUAAGAAGAAAGUAAGAAAGAAGAAGAAGAAGAUUGUAAGAUGAGAACAAGCAACCACCUGAUCGGUGUGCUAAACUUCCUAACGUUUCUGUUGUCGGUUCCGAUCCUAGGUGGUGGGAUAUGGCUGAGCAGCAGAGCGAACAACACGGACUGUCUGAAGUUCCUGCAGUGGCCGUUGAUCAUAAUCGGAGUGAGCAUCAUGGUGGUGUCGCUGGCGGGUUUCGCCGGCGCGUGUUACCGGAACACGUUUCUGAUGCGGCUGUACCUGGUGGUGAUGUUCGUGGUGAUUGCGGUGCUGAUCGGCUUCAUCAUAUUCGCGUACGUGGUGACGGACAAAGGGUCGGGUCGGAGGGUGAUGAACCGGGCGUAUUUGGAGUACAACUUGGAGGACUAUUCAGGGUGGUUGGAGGAGCGCGUGGCGAGUGAUAGCUACUGGGGGAAGAUAGGUUCGUGCAUUAGGGAUUCCAGAGUGUGUGCGAAGAUGGGGAGAACCAUUAAUGGAGUUCCUGAAACUGCUGAAAUGUUCUACGUUAGACACCUCACACCUAUUCAGUCUGGUUGCUGCAAGCCCCCCGCAGAAUGUGGUUAUGUGUAUCAGAAUGAGACUGUGUGGAACCUAGGAUCAGGAUUGAUGGGAGCCAAUGCAGAUUGCACAAGGUGGAGCAAUGAUCAAGAACAACUUUGCUAUGCCUGUAAUUCCUGCAAGGCUGGUGUGCUGGCAAGUCUGAAGAAGAGUUGGAGGAAGGUCUCAGUGAUCAACAUUGUUGUUAUGAUCCUCCUUGUCAUUGUUUACAUAGUUGCUUAUGCAGCAUAUAGGAACAACAAGAGGAUGGAUAAUGAUGAACCCUAUGGUGAAGCCAGGAUGACAAAGUCACAACCUAGUGCCUUUCAUCUUUAGUGCCAUGCCAAACAUGUCUUAGGAUUUUGAGCCUUUUUUUUCCUUUGUAACUAGGAUGUUCUAAUGGUUUUGUCUCAAACAUGAAUUUGGUUUUCAUCUUCCAAGAAUGAGUAUUUAAUUAUUAUA
This is a messenger RNA of Vigna angularis (adzuki bean), 1125 nucleotides long. Its product is annotated as tetraspanin-3. Gene Ontology annotation, cellular component: plasmodesma; plasma membrane. The transcript is spliced from 2 exons. Gene Ontology annotation, biological process: auxin-activated signaling pathway. Bases 142 to 999 code for a protein of 285 amino acids. The record is from RefSeq and is a predicted model, not a curated record. NCBI's taxonomy places the organism in Eukaryota, Viridiplantae, Streptophyta, Magnoliopsida, Fabales, Fabaceae.